AUGGCGGAGCUGCAGCAGCAGCUCCAGGUGCAGGAGGCGGUGGACUCCAUGGUGAAGAGUCUGGAGAGGGAAAAUAUCCGGAAGAUGCAGGGCCUUAUGUUCCGGUGCAGUGCAGCCUGUUGUGAGGAAAGCCAGGCAUCCAUGCAGCAAGUGCACCAGUGCAUUGAGCGCUGCCAUGCACCUCUGGCUCAAGCUCAGGCCCUGGUGACCAGCAAGUUGGAGAAGUUCCAGGACCGCCUGGCCUGGUGCACUAUGUAUUGCAAUGACAAGGCCAAAGGUUCGAUAGAUGCAGGGAGUAAGGAGUUUCACGUGAAGCGGCAGCUGGAGACCUGCGUGACCAAGUGUGUGGAUGACCACAUGAACCUCAUCCCAACCAUGACCAGGAAGAUGAAGGAGUCUCUCUCUUCCAUGGGGAAAUAG
Cervus elaphus (red deer) is the source of this 420-nucleotide messenger RNA. Its product is annotated as protein FAM136A-like. The transcript has a single exon. Gene Ontology annotation, cellular component: cytoplasm. The record is from RefSeq and is a predicted model, not a curated record. NCBI's taxonomy places the organism in Eukaryota, Metazoa, Chordata, Mammalia, Artiodactyla, Cervidae. Bases 1 to 420 code for a protein of 139 amino acids.